Messenger RNA from Priapulus caudatus, 3213 nucleotides. Its product is annotated as TRAF-type zinc finger domain-containing protein 1-like. The record is from RefSeq and is a predicted model, not a curated record. NCBI's taxonomy places the organism in Eukaryota, Metazoa, Priapulida, Priapulimorpha, Priapulimorphida, Priapulidae. The transcript has 15 exons. The coding region runs from base 138 to 2504 and encodes 788 amino acids.
UGUUGUGUUUCGGGUUUCGUGAAGUCAGUACGCAAUGCAAUGAAUAUGAUAUUCGUGAAUUUUAAGUUAAUAUAAAAAUCCAACAUACUAACAUUCCGUUCUGACACCACUGCUUUGAAAGAGGUUCUUGCUUUAAUAUGGAUCGGCAAGAGGGGGACACUAAGUACUGUGCAAACUGCAAACGAGACAUCACUGCUGCAAACUUCGAGCUGCAUCAGAUACACUGUCAGCGGAACUUGAUACUCUGCCCAAAAUGCAAGGAACCGGUGUCACGAAAUCGUCAGAAAGAACACGAGGAACAGUUGCAUGCACUCGUUACCUGUGUAGAUUGCAGCGAUCUCAUUGAAAUUGGAAAACUAGAUAGUCACAAGGAUGAAUGUCAAAAGCGAUUAGUGGCAUGCUGUUACUGUGACCUAGAAGUGCAAAUGGACGAUCUCGACGAACACGAGUCUGAUUGCGGGGCGCGAACGGACGCGUGCGAGAAAUGCGGACAGUACGUCAUGAAGAAGGACUUCAUCAAGCACGUCAGAGCCAACUGCAACUACCCGAAGACGGCCGCGACGCGAAGGUCUCUUGACGCCGUCGACGGCAACUUGUUCAACGUGCUCCACGACGAGCAGCUGAUGGAGAACUACUACAACGAGUGCGUGAUGGGCAAAGCCGCGCUCCUGUCGGCCGACACCGCGGAGGCGGACCAGCCGAACAACACGCGCAGACGCACGUGGAGCGGCAGGGGUUCCGUGCCCGUCGUAGACAACAUCCACAGCGACGCGGAGCCAAGCGCGGCGGCGAAGGAGAAAAAUAUCAAUCGCAUACCGACGGUGGAGGCGUCCGCCUACUUUGGGAAACAUAUCGAGGAUGACGUCAGAAAUAUCUUGCCCGACUGCCAGAGAUCUACAAAUUUGGAAGCAGAUGCUGCUUUGGCAUGGCAACUAGCAACCCAAUUAGAUCUUGCAAGAGAUUUGUACGAUGACACGCAUCUAGGAGGGCAGGAAGUGGAUCAACACAAUCUAGUGUCUCCUUCUACGCCAUCGCCAAAUGUAUCUGAUGAUGAGACAGGAGAACCUGCCCUUCCCUGUGAAUUCUGUUGCGAACUGUUCCCAUUUGAUGACCUAAUUCUUCACCAGUCAGGAUGCACACCAGACUUGGCUCAAAAAUUUGUGAAAUACCAGAAGGAAAAGGAUAAAAUGAGCCCACUAAACAACAAGAUCAAUAAAAGCUCCGUUCAAGCUGAUCCCUGUAUACUUGACAACCUGACGUAUGGGCGAAGGUCAGAUACAGAAGGUAUCGUAAAGGAUAUCAACAACUCGAUACCUUGUGAAUUUUGCAACGAGCUAUUCCCAGUGAACUGUUUACUGCAGCAUGAGACAGUGUGUCAGCAUGUGGUCGGAGCGUUAGACUGUAUACCAUAUUCCAAGCCAGUAAAGAAGAGCAGAAAUGUGCCGAUAGAGGAAGGGAGCUCCGUCUCACCUCCGCUUCGGAGGCGAGGUCAGCCAGAUCCAGACGUGAUGAUCGCAUCAGGCCUGGAGAAUACCUCGCCACACUUACGUGGCAGCACUCAGAAGAAGGAGCUGAUGCGCAGCUCAUCUUUAUCCAUGGAGGAGCGACUGAAUAUAAGAAGCUCAUCGCCUGCAUCGCAGAAAGAGGGCACCACUGUACCCAGCAUGCAGCGGAAUAGGUCGUCCCCUGCGAUAGACACAGCAGCAGACUUUCCGAACUCAAUGGUGAAGGCUCAACGCUCGCAGCCUGCCCGACUGAAGACCACUGUAAACAACACAAACCAGUCACGCCAGAUGAUGCUCGGUGUACAAAACCUACAGAAGGGCGACCAGUGCAGGCAGAUGGACUCACAGAGCCAGCAGGAACAGGAAAAUGCAUCGACGUCACCAAAGCAGUCAGCAGCAGCUGCACAGCUGCCAUCUAGAACAAACACUACAAACUCACUGAUUGGAUCAUCCGAAAAGCGAAAGCAGAAGUCACAAUCCAAAAAAGUGGCCAGCGUGCAUGUGAAGCCAAACAACAUGCAGGUGAAGGAGUCAUUUUCGGGAGCAGAAGAACUUAAUAGGACAUCUCUGAACAGAACUAACAUGGACAGAAUUCGUAGCCCACCAACAGGAGCAAGACCCAAGCACCCAAAACCGCCAGAGGCAGCUGGUGUGGUGCACCCAAGCUCGGUGCAUACUUACCCUGGUGGUAACACACUUGGUAGUGAAGCUAGCGCAAUGCCAUCUGGUGCAGCCACCGGUGCUGUGCCUAAACAAAAGUAUGUGGCAAUCUCAAUUCAGCCUGGUGUGAAGAUGUCUUUUGGAGGCACCGAAGAUCCUUGUGCUAUCAGUACUCUAAUGAGUAUCGGGUCCAUCUCCCGUGACAAGAAUAAGAAAACCAGCAAAGCUCUUUCUGACCACAUCAAAAAAACUCUGGGUGUCCCCUCUGACAGGAUGUACAUUACCUUCUACAACGCUCCAAGCGAAGAUGUCGGCUUCAAUGCUGGAACGUUUGCUUAAAAACGGGCACCAAGAGGUCGGAGUAAUCACUAGUCAUCUUAGCAGUAGGCUGCUGGUAGCAAGAAAUCCUUACAAUGUAGCAUUAUGUUGUUCCGCUCUUUCAUGAUAUAUGUGAUACACGUAUUACAUAUAUUAUGCUGUCAUCUUGUGGAAGUAAAAGUCACCCUUAAGUAAAUUGUCUUGUUUAUUAUAAAAAGCCCAAAUCAUGAUAUCUAAGGAAAAGAUAUUAGCUUUGAAAAAUCAUUUUGGAAUUUGGCAUAAGAAUGUACAUGGAUUAGGUUACAUCUAAAAUUUGAAAUAAAACAAUUUUUGUAUGCAUGCUAACCCAUCUGGCGAGGUUAUACCUCAAACAAGAAAUUAUAAGUGUGGCCUAAGAAAUUUGUUGUGCUUGUUUGUUGUGAAUUUUUUUUUAAUUAGUUUUGUUUUUGUUUAAAAUACCAUUUAUCCCUACCAUAGGUGCUUGUAUGCAAGUAGAAGUAGUUACUGUUAGCAAGUAGUCAAACUAUCUGUAGUGAGGUGAAUUCAAUGUAAGGCCUAAGUAAAAACAUACUGGAGAGUACGGAAACUACAUUAUAGGUAUACGUUUGUGUAAGUGCAUCCGAAUGUAAGGAAACACUGAAAAAUUGUAUCAAAACUUAAUUAUUCAUGGAUUAUGGUUUUAGACACUGUGUGAUAAAUAAAUACGAAUCACAAAAACUUUGUUUAAAAA